Molecule: messenger RNA, 10986 nt
Organism: Ctenopharyngodon idella (grass carp)
Lineage: Eukaryota; Metazoa; Chordata; Actinopteri; Cypriniformes; Xenocyprididae
Gene: plxna2
Product: plexin A2
Exons: 32
Coding region: 585-6293 (1902 amino acids)
Biological process (GO): regulation of cell migration; positive regulation of axonogenesis; regulation of GTPase activity
Cellular component (GO): semaphorin receptor complex
Molecular function (GO): protein binding; semaphorin receptor activity
Source: RefSeq, a predicted model, not a curated record
GUUUAAACGCGCUGCUACUGUAACGCUGCUGGGCUUCGGUGCCUGUGCCAGUCUCGCGUAAAACCUUCACAGAAGAGCAAUGAGCGCGCGCAUGACGAUCUAACGGAGAGCUGCUGAUGAAAAGGCGUGAUGUCAAGCCGCUGUCAGUGUCAGAGGACUGGGGGAAUGUGCCGUGCACUUGGCAUGUGAGCUUGUGAAUGACCAUCCUCUGGCAUCGACAGAUGAAGCGUUGAAUUUUGCUGCAUAGAUCAGUUACCUGAAGCCGCGCGGCGAGUGUUCAUUCAUCGUCUUGCGUGCAAGAAAUCUUCGAGGAAUUGUGAGAAAUUUAUUGAAGGUGCUACCUUUGAAAGCUCCGGCAUUCAUUCGGAUGUGGAUCUAUCUGUCAAAACUGAGCUGAACGCAGAGACAUCUUUUAACUGACCAUUAGAUACCAUCCUCAGCUUUCUUCAGGAUUGUAGAAAAAUGUGAAGACCCUGGUGAGGCACCGGACCAUAAAGUUAGCCUUCAGCCUACGAGGACGAAGGUUGAGCCUUCUGAUACUUCUUUAAACUCUUUAUUUUCUAACCUGUCGGGUCCCUCGGACCAUGGAGGGACAGCAGGAUUCACAGAGGACUUUGAAACAAAGCCCUGGACAUGGUUCCACAUUGUCCUUUACAUGCUGGUUGUUAGUCUUAAUCUUGCCUGUAGUGUGCUGUGAACAGUCCUUUACAACAUUUCACCCUGAGCGACGAGAAUGGGCCUUCAACCACCUGACAGUUCACAAGACGACAGGGGCACUCUACAUUGGUGCUGUCAACCGAGUCUACAAGUUAUCGGGCAACCUAACACUCCUAGUAUCCCAUGAUACUGGUCCGGAAGAUGACAACAAGGCCUGCUACCCUCCACUAAUUGUUCAGCCUUGCACUGAACCACUGGUUUCUACCAACAACAUCAACAAACUCUUACUCAUUGACUACUCUCAGAAUCGACUACUUGCCUGCGGAAGCCUCUACCAAGGUGUCUGCAAACUGCUACGGUUGGACGACCUCUUCAUCUUGGUGGAGCCCUCUCACAAAAAGGAGCACUACCUUUCCAGUGUCAACCAGACUGGCACCAUGUAUGGAGUCAUCGUGCCUUCGCAGGGCAAGGAUGGGACCCUCUUCAUUGGUACCGCUGUGGAUGGGAAACAAGACUACUUUCCGACCAUCUCCAGCCGGAAGCUUCCUCGUGACCCGGAGUCUUCGGCAAUGCUGGACUAUGAGCUACACACGGACUUUGUUUCAUCGCUCAUCAAGAUUCCCUCCGACACUCUGGCUUUGGUCUCUCAUUUUGACAUUUACUACAUCUAUGGCUUUGCCAGUGGCAAUUUCGUCUACUUUCUGACCGUGCAACCGGAAACACCUGAGAACAGCAUGUCUUCCAGCGGGCCCUCAAAUGACCUGUUUUACACCUCUCGAAUCGUACGGCUCUGCAAAGAUGACCACAAAUUCCACUCCUAUGUGUCGUUGCCUAUCGGUUGUGUCCGAAACAGGGUUGAGUACCGGCUUCUGCAAGCGGCCUACUUGGGCAAGCCUGGACGAGUGCUUGCGGCGUCCCUUAACAUUAGUGCUCAGGAUGAUGUGCUCUUUGCUGUCUUUUCCAAAGGUCAAAAACAGUACCACCAUCCGCCUGAUGACUCGGCCCUCUGCGUCUUCAGCAUCCGGGACAUCAAUGCACGGAUCAAGGAGCGCAUGCAAUCCUGCUAUCAGGGAGAGGGAAACUUAGAGCUCAACUGGCUGUUGGGAAAGGAUGUACCUUGUACCAAAGCGCCUGUCCCUAUUGAUGACUCCUUCUGCGGUUUGGACAUCAACCAGCCCCUUGGCGGCUCUCAGCUGGUGACCGGACACACGCUUUAUACGGAAAGCCGGGAUCGCAUGACCUCGGUGACCUCCUACGUCUAUAAUGGCUACUGCGUGGCUUUUGUUGGCACCAAGAGUGGACGUCUGAAAAAGAUUCGGGUUGACGGUCCUCCUCAAGGUGGCGUCCAGUAUGAAACUCUGCCGGUGAUCAAAGAUGGAAGCCCGAUUCUCAGAGACAUGGCUUUUUCCCUGGACAACAGCUAUAUCUACGUCAUGUCGGAGAGACAGGUCACACGGGUACCGAUCGAGUCGUGUGAGCAGUACGGCACAUGUGGAGAGUGUCUGAGCUCAGGAGAUCCUCACUGUGGCUGGUGUGUGCUGCACAACAUGUGUUCUCAAAGGGAUCGUUGCGAGCGGGCGAACGAGCCGUACCGUUUCGCCGCAACGCUGAGCCAGUGUGUGAAAGCCACCGUGUACCCGGACAGCAUCGCUGUGUCUGAACCCAGUGUACCGCUGCUUGUGAAAGUGACAGAUGUUCCAGAUCUUUCCGCUGGAAUCACCUGCUCCUUCGGGAACCUGACGGAGGUUGAGGGCAGAGUGGAUGGGAAUCAGAUUCUCUGCACAUCUCCCGCUGCUAAAGAUGUUCCCAUCAUCCCCACAGAUCAAGACUGGUCGGGUGUCGAGCUCAGAUUGAACUCGAAGGAAACGGGUCAGAUGCUAAUUAGCACAGAGGUGAAGUUCUACAACUGCAGCGUGCACCAGCUGUGUCUUUCCUGUGUAACCAGUUCCUUCCGCUGUCAUUGGUGCAAGUACAGAAACCUCUGCACCCACGAUCCCUCCAGCUGUUCCUUCCAGGAGGGACGCGUCAAUGCCUCAGAGGACUGUCCUCAACUGGUCCGUUCUGAGGAGAUCCUCAUCCCGGCAGGGGAAGUGAAGCCCAUCACCCUGAAAGCCCGAAACCUUCCCCAACCCCAGUCGGGUCAGCGUGGCUACGAGUGUGUGUUACACAUACAAGGAGUCAGUCACAGAGUCACAGCGCUCAGAUUCAACAGCUCCAGCGUACAGUGCCAGAACAGCUCGUAUCUGUAUGAAGGGAUGAGAAUUAGUGAACUGCCAGUGGAUUUCUCAGUGGUGUGGAAUGGAAAUUUCAUCAUUGACAAUCCUGAGAACAUCAAAGUGAAUCUGUAUAAGUGUGGCGCUCAGAGGGACAGCUGUGGCGUGUGUUUGAAGGCCGAGAGGAAGUUCCAGUGUGGCUGGUGCAGUAUGGAGGGCCGCUGUACCCUACGCCAGCACUGUCCCAUGUCCAACCCUUACACCAGCCGCUGGCUACACCUCGCCAGCACAAACGUGAAGUGCACCAACCCUCGAAUCACUGAGGUAACCCCAGUGGCAGGACCACCAGAAGGGGGCACCAGAGUGACCAUCCGUGGUGUGAACCUGGGCCUGUCCUUCUCAGACAUGGUCAACAAUGUGCAGAUAGCAGGAGUCCAAUGCACCCCGCAGGAGAACGGCUACAUCAUCGCUGAACAGAUUGUUUGUGAGAUGGAUGCAACUCCUAAGGACAGUAAGCCCGGCCCUGUCCAUUUGUGUGUAGGGGAGUGUAAACCGGAGCUCCAGACCCGCUCUUCUCAGCUCUAUUCCUUUGUGAUGCCAUCAGUCACGGGUUUGUCCCCCAGUCGAGGUCCAGAGUCUGGAGGAACUAAAGUGACCAUAAUGGGGGAAAACCUGGGGGCGGGCAGCAGAGUCACUGUGCUUUUUGGGAACCAGACCUGCGAGUUUUACGAAAGAACUAUGACGGAGAUUGUGUGUUACUCCGCCCCUUCUCUGACGGGAGUGGGGUCGGUUCCGAUCAACGUGAGUGUGGAUCGCGCCCAGGUCCACGGGAGCCUGAAUUUUGAGUAUAUAGACGACCCCACCGUUCAACGCAUUGAACCAGAAUGGAGCAUUGCCAGCGGACACACGCCUCUGGUGGUGACCGGGACGAACUUGGAUGUCAUACAGGAGCCGAGGAUUCGGAUCAAGUACGGCGGGCGGGAAUCCGUAAACGUGUGUAAGGUUCUGAACACCACGACUAUGAGCUGUUUCGCUCCCUCGCUGACAGCCGAGUACAGGCCGGGUUUGGACUCAGUCAAGCACGCAGACGAGUUUGGUUUCAUCUUCAAUAAUGUGCAGGCUCUUUUAGUGUACAAUAACACUAACUUCAUGUACUACCCCAACCCUUACUUUGAGCCUCUCAGCACCAAUGGCAUACUGGAACAGAAACCUGGAUCACCUAUCAUUUUAAAGGGUAAGAAUCUGGUUCCACUGGCAUCUGGAGGAGUGAAGCUUAAUUACACUGUUCUGAUAGGAGAGACUCCCUGUUCUGUCACCGUAUCUGAGUCUCAACUGCUGUGUGAGCCACCUAAUCUCACCGGCCAGUACAAAAUCAUGGUGCAGGUCGGUGGUCUGCAUGUGUCCCCCGGUUCAGUAAACAUUCUUUCUGACAGCCUCCUGACUCUUCCUGCCAUUGUCAGCAUCGCUGCCGGUGGUGGACUGCUUCUCAUCAUCGUCAUCCUCGUGCUUAUUGCCUACAAGCGUAAAUCUCGUGAGAACGACCUCACACUCAAGCGACUCCAGAUGCAAAUGGACAACCUGGAGUCCAGGGUCGCACUGGAGUGCAAGGAAGCUUUUGCAGAACUGCAGACUGAUAUCAAUGAGUUGACGAGUGAUCUGGACCGGGCUGGUAUCCCCUAUCUGGAUUACCGCACCUAUGCCAUGAGAGUGCUAUUCCCUGGCAUCGAGGACCAUCCUGUGCUCAGAGAGCUGGAGGUUUCUGGUAAUGGGCAGCUGUGUGUUGAAAGAGCUCUGAAGCUGUUUGCCCAGCUGAUAAACAACAAGGUGUUUUUGUUGACAUUCAUCCGUACGCUGGAAAUGCAGCGUUCCUUCUCCAUGCGUGACCGUGGCAAUGUGGCGUCGCUCAUAAUGACGGCUCUCCAGGGUCGACUGGAAUACGCCACGGAUGUGCUCAAACACCUGCUCUCCGACCUCAUCGACAAGAACCUGGAGAGCAAGAACCACCCCAAACUACUUCUUAGGAGGACGGAGUCUGUAGCUGAGAAGAUGCUAACCAACUGGUUUGCUUUCCUGCUUCAUAAGUUCCUGAAGGAGUGUGCAGGCGAGCCUCUCUUCAUGCUGUACUGUGCUAUAAAACAGCAGAUGGAAAAAGGCCCUAUAGACGCCAUCACCGGAGAGGCCCGAUACUCCCUCAGCGAAGACAAACUCAUCCGGCAACAGAUCGACUACAAGACGCUGAUCUUGAACUGCGUCAACCCAGAGAACGAGAACAGCCCAGAGAUCCCGGUCAAGGUUCUGAACUGUGACACCAUCACGCAGGUCAAAGAAAAGAUUCUGGAUGCUGUGUAUAAGAACAUGCCGUAUUCACAGAGACCCAAAGCUGUGGACAUGGACCUGGAAUGGCGUCAGGGACGAAUGGCCCGAGUGGUCCUGCAAGAUGAAGACAUCACCACUAAGAUUGAAAAUGAUUGGAAGAGGCUCAACACUCUCAUGCACUAUCAGGUAUCAGACCGGUGUGUGGUUGCUUUGGUGCCCAAGCAGACGUCCUCCUACAACAUUCCUCCCACAACUAGCAUCUCUCGGACUUCUAUCAGUAGAUACGACUCGACAUUCCGGUACACAGGCAGUCCGGACAGCCUGCGCUCCCGUGCUCCUAUGAUCACUCCGGACUUGGAGAGCGGAGUCAAAGUCUGGCACCUGGUGAAGAACCACGAGCACGGGGACCAAAAGGAAGGCGACCGCGGCAGCAAGAUGGUAUCUGAGAUCUACCUCACACGCCUGCUAGCUACUAAGGGUACGUUGCAGAAAUUUGUGGAUGACCUGUUCGAGACUCUUUUCAGUACGGUGCACAGAGGCAGCGCGCUUCCUUUAGCUAUCAAAUACAUGUUUGACUUCCUGGAUGAACAAGCAGACAAGCACGGCAUCCAUGACACUGAUGUUCGCCACACCUGGAAAAGCAACUGCCUUCCUCUGCGUUUCUGGGUGAAUGUGAUAAAGAAUCCCCAGUUUGUUUUUGACAUCCACAAGAGCAGCAUCACGGAUGCGUGUCUGUCUGUGGUGGCUCAAACCUUCAUGGACUCGUGUUCCACAUCUGAACACAGACUGGGCAAAGACUCGCCCUCUAAUAAGCUGCUUUAUGCUAAAGAUAUCCCCAACUACAAGAACUGGGUAGAAAGGUACUACGCUGACAUCAGCAGGCUGCCAGCCAUCUCCGAUCAGGACAUGAAUGCGUAUUUGGCAGAACAGGCACGACUUCACUCCAAUGAGUUUAACAUGCUCAGUGCCCUCAACGAGAUUUACUCCUACAUUAGCAAGUACAGCGAAGAGAUCACUGCUGCACUGGACCAGGACGAGACGGCAACGAAACAGCGACUGGCCUACAAAGUGGAGCAGCUCAUCGCCGCCAUGUCGGUGGAGAGCUGAGAGAAUGACAAAGCUUGAACGAAGGACGAAAGACUCAGUCAAACCAUCAUCCAAAGCCUCUUCACACAAAAGAGAGCAACACUGGCUAGAGACAUGACACCAACAAUAGCUUGUGCUUUCUUUUCUACAAUUUUGCGAAGAGGUCAACUUUUAAGACCAAUAGACAACUAUUUGAUGAAAGCAAGUCACAUGGCUUUCAUCUUGAGGAUGGGAUCAGGCGUGGAAACUAUGGAGUUCUGUUUUUAGCUGUUUUUUUAAAGAACCUUGUGGGACGAGCAGCUUCCUGAGGCUUUUUUUGUUUGUUUGGUUGGUUUGUUUGGUUUGUUUUAGUUCAUUUGGUUCGAUGUGCCUAGCACUGAUUAUCGUGAUGGAUGCAAGACUUGCAGAAUCUGAAGAGACGCUGGUACUUCCUCAAAAAUUGUGCUUGCUAAAAAACAUUUCAGGAGGAUUCAACCGAAGGAAAUGGACAUCUACUGCCUCGCCAUUUACCGUCCAGUUGAUGGCUUUUACUUCCAAAUUUUAUUUUUAUACAUGAGUGCUUUUUGAGUUCUUUUCAUUGAGUCGGCUAGUAUAGUUCCUCAUCUUGGUGUGGCGAAAGUUCAAGUGUCUUUCUGUCCUUGGAAAGCAGCGGCUGCUACCAACACGUGUGUGCAUGUCGACACGCUAGUACAAACUUUCGAUUCCCUCUCAGACCUAAGAGACCACGAGGCAUCUACAUGGUUUGGGAGCUAAUGAAACUAACAAAAAGGGGGUCAAAGUUCAACCAGCAUGUCCCUAAUUGACUGCUAAAGACCAGAAACCAGUAUCAAACUGGACGAACUCCGCUCUACGGUCUCUCUGUGUGCAUAUGUCCUGUUUUAUACACGUUAGCGUAUGUGAAUGUACAAACGUUACUCUAUUUUGUCUUCGCAUUUCUGUUGCUUUUUUAAAACGGGAGUCAGUUGAGCUGAUCUCUCCGGCACGACGUCCUAAAGAACUGAACCUCCUUCUCCAUAAUAGUGCUGCUGAGAUUCAGAUACAAAAGUAGCACCUUCAGCUCAAAUCACGCGUGGAGAAACCCCACCUUCCCUUUCAAACGAAUGGACUCCCUUGAGAUCAUCUUACCAGAGAGUAUUAAUUAUUAUGUAUGGUCCAAUGUGUGUGUAGUCUGCAUGCAUUAUACAGUACCUCAUAUUAAAAAAAAUAAUGUCUCCUUUCCCAUUUACUCCUAUGUUUAAGUGCCAAGAGGUCACGUGAGUUGUGGAUGACUCAGAGGAACGCCGUUGAUGUAAUAUACCAUGUCACUUCCUUUCCGUACACACCCGUCGGGAUUAAGUGCCAAAAGAUCACUUACUUACGCACUUGUCGGUUGAUGCUUUAUUAAGGGAACGGACCCUGUAUACUGUAAAAAAAAAAAAAAAUCUCCGGUUUAGAAGUUUCAUUCUCACCACUCGCAAAUUCAGGUACGAAAAGACCAUGAGCUUGGAACGGUAUUUGUAAAUAUAAAAAGUAUUUGUAAAAUACUUUGGAUGUCUGGGAUAGCUGGAGUGGGUUCUUUCCAAUCUCUUUUGUUUUUUAAGUUUUUUAUUCCCCCCGUCUGACAUGAAAUAUGUCAACAGAACGCAUGAACAAAAGACAACAUAGCUUUCAUUUAUAAUGCAUGAUGGCAGGUAGAGCUGUUUUUGAAGAUCAUCCGAACCAAAAUAGACAAGGUCGUUCAGGUCAGAGGCAUCUUAGGUUCACAGAGGCAUCAGGGAGAGACUUGACUUCUCCUCAGUAAAAAUGCAGUAUCGGAUGUGAAGAAAUAGACUCAAAUGGCGCUUGUUGUUUUCCCCCUGUGGCCUUAGAACAUUUAAUCUGUUGUUUCUAGUUGAUUUAAUCAGCGACGUGUCAUUUUUCUCCCUGUCUUUGUUAGCUGUGUUUGAGACUGAUCAGAUAAAGAGAGGCAAUGCGACGAUGAAGAAGGGUGGAAGAGGCAUGCCCUCUCUCAGACGGCUGCUGGGUGGUGUCUGCCGGAGUGUUUGAGAAGCAUAGGAAUGAGAUGGAGAGAGAGACAGACCCCUUUAGCUUCAGAUUCCUCCUGCUGCUUUGAAGCUCGCCUUUGAUCUCAACUAGUCGUGUGCACAGUGUGAUCAGGAGAUAAAAAAAUACACAUCAAAUAUAGGAUCCAGUGCAAGAGAUUACAAAUGAAGAGCUGCAUGAAAGACAAUGAAUUAAUCUGUUAAAGGAAUAGUUCAUCCAGACGAUUCUAUCAUCGUACUCGCCCUCAAGUCCAUCUGAAACUUGUUUGACUUUGAAUGAUGCUUGCAAGCUUUAUGAAGGAUACAAAAGCAUCAUAAAAGUGGUCCUUAUGUCUUAUGUGCUUUAUACAAAGGCUUCGGAAGUCAUAGGAUAGAUGCGGCUAAGAAACAGACCAAAAUGAAGUCAUGUGAUUUGAGUGAAUCAUUCAGACUGGUUUUGGGAACUGAAUCAACUAGUUCAUUGAAGAGAUCCGAGUCAAAAGAGUGAUUCUGAAAAAUCUAGGAAGGGUGGCAAGGUUUAAAGGGUUAGUUCGCCCAAAAAUGAAAAUUAUGUCAUUUAUUACUCACCCUCAUGUCGUUCUACACCCGUAAGACCUUCGUUCAUCUUCGGAACACAAAUUAAGAUAUUGAAAUUAAGAUAUUGAUGAAAUCCGAUGGCUCAGUGAGGCCUGCAUUGACAGCAAGUUAAUUUACACUUUCAAUGCCCUGAUAGGUACUAAAGACAUAUUUAAAAUAGUUCAUGUGACUACAGUGGUUCAACUUUAAUAUUAUAAAGCGACGAGAAUAUUUUUUGUGCGGCCAAAAUAACGACUUUUCAACAAUAUCUAGUGAUGGGCGAUUUCAAAACACUGCUUUGAAGCUUUACGAAUCUUUUGUUUCGAAUCAGUGGUUUGGAGCGCCAAAGUCAUGUGAUUUCAGUAAACGAGGCUUCGUUUACGCGAUCCGAACUCACUGAGCCAUCGGAUUUCAUCAAAAAUAUCUUAAUUUGUGUUCUGAAGAUGAACGAAGGUCUUACGGGUUUGGAACGACAUGAGGGUGAGUAAUUAAUGACAUUAUUUUAAUUUUUCGGUGAACUAACCCUUUAAGGAGAAUAAUGAGAAAUUGUGGUCUGAUUCUCACACAAAAUUCUUGUAUGACUUCAUAAGACAUGUUUUAUGGUGCUUUUGUGUUCUUUUUGAAAUUUGAAAGCUUUAUAUGGAUUUAUUUGGAAAAGGGUGACCUGGACAGUCUUUACCACAAAAAAAAGUGAUUUUCAGUGUCUUUGUUUUCCAGAACAAACAUCUAAACAUUGUUAAAUCAAGAGACAUUUAAAAAAUAUAUAUAUAAUAAAAUAUAUAAAUAUAUCUUCCAAUGGGGUAAGAAAAAAAUCUUAAUUCAAAAAGGAAACAACUUUGUCUUUUCCCAUUGGCGGAUAUUUUUAAGCAUUAACUUAAUUAAAAAAAAAAAAAAGAAACAAGACGUUAUUAUUUGCUUCUCAAGUAAAUAUAUAUUGAUUUACGAAUGUUUAGAUUGUGUUCCCUGGAAGAAUGAAUGUCAUAUUAAAUUAUGACAGAUUUUCUGUUUUGGCAUGAAAUAUUACUUGAAGUUAUGGCGUAAUUCCACUCUUCCUGAACAACCACACAUUCCUCUAACAAACACACACUACUGUAUAGUCAACAUAUGUGAAUUUACAAGCCAUGUCAGUGACAUUAGGGUCCAUGACAAAGCUUCCUACUUUCGGUUAUCCACAGUCUUCCCCGUUUUCCGUUCAUCAGAGCCCAUCCCAGCUCUAUAAGGGCAAGAGACCUUCCGUUGACCCCACUGCCCUUUGCGGAUGCGGCUCAGUUUUAUUGUGAACCUUUUUUGCUGCCACAUUAGUCGAGGAGGGACGACUCUCCUGCUUGUGCAAAAAUUCAGAGAACAAAAUGUAUUCUGGUCAUAACGUUUUGUUCGAAAUGAUGUGGCACAGGAAAUUGCACUUUGUUGAGAGAGAUUUCAGUAGCUCAACGCUUAUUAAUGUUUAUUAGAAGACAUUUGAUCCCUUGAAAAAAAGUUAAUUAUAAUUUUUAUUGCGCUAUUCUGCAGAGCAGAAUAAAAUUUGACAGCACUGGGCAGCUUUCUGAAAUAUCAGCAGUCAUCUAUGGCGGUCACAACUGCUGUUCAUUUUAUAUUUGGCACGAAUCGACAGACUUGGAAGCAAUUUUGUGCACUUUUAUUGUUUUUAGCUCAUGUUUUGCUCUGUGAUGGAAUAGCAUGCUACGAACAAGUGAAAUGUUCAUAUUCUCUUCAUAUUACCAAUCGUAAACAAAAACGAGAGCGUAAAAGGCUUUUGUAGUCAGUUUGAUCACCUCAGAGGUGAAUAUCCUUCCAUUUACAAUCACGCAAAAUUAUAAACGAAUCUCUCUUUGUAGACACUGGAGUUCUGUAACAUAGUACAUAGAAAUAAUAAUGACCUCGAUGAUGAUGAUGAUGAUGAUGAUGAUAAUAAUAACACUUAUGGUUGUCUGUUCUUGUUGUUUUUUAAGUGUUGUGAAAAUUGUAAGAGAGUUAAAGUAUUUAAAAAGAAAAAAAGUCGGUCUUGUUUUUUUAAUUGCUUUUGUUUUGUUAUAUUAUAUUACUGUGUACCUAUUGUAAAUAUGAAGCACACCUAUUUUGCAAGCCAAGGAUUCACUUUGUACUGUUGUUAUAUAUAAAUAAAAUUUACUGGUUAAAAA